CGUCACACGUCUCCCUGGGAGCCGACCAAAGCGCACAGAAAGCCGCAGCUCCUUCACUGCAGGACUCAGGCGCGCAUUGGAGGAAUGUCUGGCGGUUCGUUUGGAGUUUUCUAUGAGAAAUUUACCGAACUUUUUUUGAUCUGUUGGUGUCGAUAACGGUGGUUUGAGAAUGGCUCAGCAGCAGAGACUCGUUCAGCUCAGCGCUGCCUCGCUCGCCGUCGUCCUAGGACCGGACGAGGAGAGUUUACGCGCCGGCGGAGGGAGCGUAAACGCAAACAGCACGAGCGGUCAGGAGAUCUUUGCGGACUUUAAGGCGCAAAACCUGCGCAGUUUCUGGAAUAAGAGACUGGUUAAGGCUAUAGCUGAAGUGUGCUUUCAGGGAUGGAUGGAAAACCUGGUGCUUUUUGUACAAGGGAACGCAAACAACCUGGAGGUGCUGCGGGAAGCGUGGAUGCGCAGAGCUCUGAGAUCCCCGAAGGGGUUCAUCAUCAAGGCUGUCGGUGACCUGUCGCCAGUGCAGAUGUCCCCCGUUCCUCAGUCCCAGUUCAUUCCUUUGGCCGAGGUUUUAUGCUCGGUCAUAUCCGACAUGAACACCGCCCAAAUCACCGUCAGCCAGGAGGCGCUUGUGAACCACAUGAGCAAAGUCCAUCCAGGAAUAACCAUCCCUACCCAGGACAUCCUCUACAACGCACUCGGCACUCUGAUCAAGGAGCGUAAGAUUUACCACACUGGCGAGGGCUACUUCAUCGUAACACCUCAGACUUAUUUCAUCACCAACAACAUGACCAGAGAGAAAAACUGGUGGACUUCUUCUUCGACAGAUGAUCCGUCACCGCCCAUCACUUACCUUCUAAGCAAUGAGAUAUGUGUUGAUGGCUCUCAAACGCUCCCUGUGGCCCAUUGCAAGUCCUGCAGCUGCUUCAGCCCUCCCCAGACUUCCUCCAACACUGCAGCCUCAGCCGAACCAGCAGCUGUCCCUGACCAGCACUCCGUCUCUGUGUCCGUAAGCGAGUGCACCGGAAAAGGCUUGAAGUGGCCCCGAUCUUCAGAUCACAAACCUACUGUGCAGCAUCAGUCCACCUCCACAGUGGCAGACUGUCAGGGGAGUGAAAUCAGCAAAACGACUGUCACCACGAACGCAAGCGGUCGAAAAGAAAAAGACAAACCCGGGAGAAAGUUUGGUCUCAGUUUGUUCAGGAGGAAUGGAAGCAAAAAGGAGAAGCCAAAGAAGGAGUAUGCCUCUUUUUCUGGCCAGUUUCCUCCUGAGGAGUGGCCAGUACGAGACGAAGACGACUUAAAUAAUUUACCACGAGACCUUGAACAUGCUAUAAUCAAACGGAUCAACCCAGAGUUGACUGUGGAUAACUUGACACGCCACACAGUUCUGAUGAAGAAGUUAGAAGAGAGAAGAAAAGAAGGGAUGGAUAGGCUGAUGGAUAAGUGUCUAGAGAAAGAUGAUAAGGGAGUUGACAAGGGGAUGUCGACCGACUUACUAACCAAACAUAGACCGUAUCACUCUUCUAAAGUAGGAGGCGGUAAAAGAUCUUCUCAGAGGGCCUCUCGCAACAAGAGGAGAACUCACUCAUCCAGAGAGAAACAGAAGGAAAGAGAGAAGGAAAGAGUGAAGCAUAAGGCUCCUGAAGGUGUGGACAGCUAUCCAAGGGGGGAAGAUUUGACUCCAACCCGGCUCCAAGAGGAAAUCCCAGUCGAUGUACCCGAUCAGGUGGAAGAGUGUGGAACUGCAGAGAGAAAAUCUCUUUAUAAGAAGCGCAUUGAUAACCCUUUCCAGACCCAUCCAGUCAAAGACAAUGAGGAUAUAAUCCCCACCCCCAGAGAGCUCAGAAGGCAGGAGGUGAAAGACGGCAAGAGUUCGGGGCUAGGAAGGAAACAACGAUCAAGUCAUCGCUCUAAGUCUUGGGACCCGCACAGAGCCAAAGUGAUGCUCGCAGAUGGAGAAAGCAGGGGGAAGCUCCCUUUGUCUGAAGCGAGGUUUAAGUCUCCCUACCAGAAGGACUUAAGUGCUGAUCAUCUGCUCCAAACAGACCGGAAUCUGAACAGUGAACUGCCCUUGGACUACGGCUCAGCCUACCCACAGAGCAGCACGCUCCAGAUGGAGGAGAAGGUCCGACAUCAGAGUGAAGGCAGCAAGGAAAUCUGUGAGAGAGACGGACAGAGUGAAAACUUACAAGAUGCACCACACCACACCCAGACCAGAGAGGAUGGGUAUAUGAAUACGGUUCCUCUUAAACACCCUUUUGGGCCCAUCACAACCCACUCAUUUAACCACAGCCUUACGAGGGGUAAGCCAUCUUUGCAGCGGAAACAUUCCCUGAGGCUUUACAACCAACAAAAAGAUGAAGUUCAAAGGUCGGAUGAGCUUUCUCCAUCACUUCCUGACCAACAGGAGAUGAGAUUACUGAAUGGAAGAGAGCAGAGGACCCUAGGGGAGGGGGAGCAGCUGCGACGGACACCUGACAGCACUCAUCUAAUGACGGACACUCUGGAAUUUACAGAGGAUGACCACAGACUGUAUCAGAGAGCCGAUGAGGCAGAAGAUGAUGACACUUGCAGUUCUUUGUGUCUGAAUGUGGAUGACAUUUAUACUGCCAAUGUGCAUCAAGGUGGUGCAAAGAACUAUCCAGAAAAUGAGGGGGUUUACCACAGACAGGAAGUAAAGAUGCAGCUGCAAGGACCUCACAGUCACUAUUUUAAAGCCAGCUUUCAACAACCUGCUGGAGCUUCCACAGAAGAUGCAGUAGAUAGCACAUCCAAGGAUAAAACUCCACCAGCAGCCCAGACGGGAACUUCUUUCAACCCCACCAGGACCAGUUGGAGACGGCAUCAACAGAGGGCUAGAUCCCAAGAAACACAAAGUCACUACAGUCCCACAAGAGGAGCAAUCAACCUGGGAGAAAAACAGCAUGACAUAAAUCUGGAAAUGGACUGCUCAGAAGCAUGUGAAGUAUCAGACAGCAGCAUCUUCGACUACUGCCAGGCUAGUGAAAUAGAGUCAGACUCCGAGACGGUCCGGAAAUCAGCUGACGAGAGUGAGGUUAAGUCGGCUCACUGGGCUGCUGGUGUGGAGGAAGUGCAGACACGGCCUUUUGAGGAGAAGAGCGUUUCCCAGAGCCGCAGAGCUGUCCCGAGCAUGCUCAGUGCUGCCAGCAGGCCGGAUGUUGGCGAGAUGGUGGAGAACCACAGCAUCACUGGAGACAGUGGGAUAGAUUCCCCUCGGAAUAGACUCACUUUGGUCUCCCGAAACGCCGCCAUUUUUGAAGGUCUAAAGAAAAGAGGCUUCCUGCAAAACUUGGAGAAACUGCACUCAAAGAGCAGCACCAUCCGACCUCAGAGCUCCCUGCUCCAGCUAACACCUGUUAUGAACGUAUAGCAGACAAGAGUUCUGCUACUUUUGAAAAAGCCUAAGUUUGUGUGAGAAUCUAACUUUGGCGGAUCCCAAAUGCAGGAGGGUUUGCAAUAUCACACCCGUAUCAAAGUUGUGAACUUGUGAAAAUGUAAAUAAGAAAUUCAUGUAACUUUUAUUAUAUUCUUUUCUCAACUGUUUAUCAAUACUAUGUCCAAGCAUUUUCGUUUUUCUGAUUUAUCUUGCUCUAUUAAUAAAUUUACAUAUAUACAUAAAAU
Molecule: messenger RNA, 3639 nt
Organism: Oryzias latipes (Japanese medaka)
Lineage: Eukaryota; Metazoa; Chordata; Actinopteri; Beloniformes; Adrianichthyidae
Gene: stox1
Product: storkhead box 1
Biological process (GO): regulation of transcription by RNA polymerase II
Cellular component (GO): cytoplasm; nucleus
Molecular function (GO): RNA polymerase II transcription regulatory region sequence-specific DNA binding
Source: RefSeq, a predicted model, not a curated record